AUAUGAGUUUAUUAGAAGGACUGAUCGAAACCCUGGGAUCUCUCUUCACUGAUUCUCCUUCUACUUCUUCAAUUGAGUCCCGGGAAAACCCUAGCAAUCGAGCGAUGGACACAGAAGAGAUCGCCAAGGCCGUUAGGGCCGAAGAGUGGGGUUUGGUGGAUGAUGCUGUUUUGCAUUACCAGAAGGCCUAG
Messenger RNA from Ilex paraguariensis (yerba mate), 191 nucleotides. The record is from the annotation of a GenBank genome assembly. NCBI's taxonomy places the organism in Eukaryota, Viridiplantae, Streptophyta, Magnoliopsida, Aquifoliales, Aquifoliaceae.